Molecule: messenger RNA, 1342 nt
Organism: Ostrinia furnacalis (Asian corn borer)
Lineage: Eukaryota; Metazoa; Arthropoda; Insecta; Lepidoptera; Crambidae
Product: phospholipase A1
Exons: 8
Coding region: 244-1233 (329 amino acids)
Biological process (GO): lipid catabolic process
Molecular function (GO): serine hydrolase activity; lipase activity
Source: RefSeq, a predicted model, not a curated record
CGCCCGCUCCCAUGCCGUUAUUAGCAUUUCUCCGCCGACGGAGUCACCCGCGUUCGACUGUCGCAUUGAGACAAAGCCUAGGCUGCGCAGGCUUGAUCGCCUUUGCUUCCGCGAAAGCGCGCGAACUGUAUCAAAUGUCACCGCGUUCUCAAUUCAAAAUUAUUGGAACACAUGAACGGACUGUGUGCUAGUGCUUAGAAUGUAAAAAAGUAAACAAAGGAGGUUUUAUGUGUAGUGUGUAAAAUGUGGAUGAAAAACUAUGGAUUGUCUUUGGUUUUCUUGUUCGCGCUCUACCUGGAUGUCGUUCCAGAUGCUGAAGGCAGUUUGAUGUCCAUGAUAGACUUUCGGUACUGGCGCUGUGUGAUGAAGCGCGAGUGGAAAUGUCCAGACAGUGAGAUUAAUUUCUUCCUAUUUACACCGGAACGCCCCUACCAGCAGUGGGUGGACGUGCGGUACCCGAAGCACCUGGUGGACUACGGCUGGAAGGCUUCCAGGAAGAACGUCCUGAUCAUCCACGGGUUCAACGGGACUCAUAGCAAGUCACCUAUGACGCUACUAAGAGAUGCGUACCUAUCCCGCAAAGACCACAACGUGUUCAUGGUGGACUGGUCGCCGCUCACCAGGUUUCCCUGCUACCUGUCGGCGUUAUCUAAUAUGAAGCUGACAUCCCAAUGUACAGCCCAGCUCUAUUCAUCUAUAACCCUGGCUGGGGGCCUGGCCAAGAUGACCACGUGCGUAGGCCAUUCCUUAGGGGCACACAUCUGCGGAAUGAUAUCCAACCACCUCACCGAGAAACAGUAUAAGAUUGUUGGAUUAGAUCCAGCGCGGCCCCUAGUCAACGCGUAUGGUUCCAGUUUGUUCAGGUUGGGGAGAGAUGAUGCACACGUGGUGCAUGUCAUCCAUACCAAUGCUGGUUUCUUGGGAGAGACUGGGCUAGUGGGCCACGCGGAUUUCUGCGUCAACGGGGGCAGGCUACAACCAGGCUGCAAGGGGCAUAUGAUGCGAAUAUCUCGAUGCAGCCACUUCAAGAGCUCCUGUUACUUCGCCGCCUCAGUGCGACGGAGGCUCAAGCUAGUGGGGGUGCCGUGUGACACCUCCUGCCCCAAAGAGAGUGGGAAGUGGGGCAUCAGGUUGGACAGGCGGUCCAUCAUGUUGGGAGAAGACACGCCGGCUUCCUCCCGUGGUAUGUACUGCGUUAAACUGAACUUUGAAGAGGACUGCCCAUUCGACUAAAUGUAUAUUUUAUUAAUUAAGUACAUUACGUUAUUUAACUAUUAGUUGUAAAUAAUUUAUUAUAGAUUAUAAUAGUUUAAGUGCACAAGCAAUACUGCAAAACUUUAUU